GUGAAUUGGGAGAACUAAAGCAAUAUGGUUUGCAAACACUAGCCAUGACUUCUAAUGGCAUAGCGUUAAAGCGAAAACUACCUGAAUUGGUCAAAAAUGGGUUGAAUUUGUUGAACAUUAGUUUAGAUACGUUAGAUCCAUUCAAGUUUGAAUUGAUUACUCGUAGAAAAGGAUUUGAACGUGUAAUGGAAUCAAUUGAUCAGGGUAUUGCUCUUGGUCUUCGUCCCCUUAAACUUAAUUGUGUGGUUGUGCGAGGAGUAAAUGAUCAGGAAGUUUUAGACUUUAUUGAAAUGACUCGUACGAAGGCUAUAGAUGUAAGGUUUAUUGAAUAUAUGCCAUUUGAUGGUAACAAAUGGAAUAAGCAAAAGCUUAUUCCAUAUAGCGAACUUUUAGAUAAUAUUCGGAACAAGUACGAUGUUGUGAAACUGUUUGAUGAUGCGCAUGAUACUUCAAAGGCUUAUCAAGUGUUGGGACAUGUUGGUCAAUUUGGGUUUAUUACAUCAAUGACGGACCAUUUCUGUGGGACUUGUAACAGAUUAAGGAUUACUGCGGAUGGCAACUUAAAGGUAUGCUUAUUUGGAAAUGCUGAAGUAAGCUUGCGUGACUUAUUACGAGAGAACGUACCGGAUCAGCAACUAUUAGAAAUUAUCGGAGCGACUGUAAAAAAUAAAAAGAAACAGCACGCAGAUUCGGUCAACUACACGGACAGCAUCGAGCAGUUACAUUCUGCGAAAAUCGACAAAACUUUCAUUCCCUUCAAUUACGGUUUUCCUUCAUAUCUCUUUCAAUCCCGUGUUUACUCAUCAAAAAACAACAAAUCAGAAUGUUCACAAAUAUCACAAAAUACAUCAAUUUCUUACACUCCCACACUCUCCCAUAUCGAUCCUUCAAGUGGACGUGCUUCGAUGGUAAACAUAUCUGCUAAAGCCCCAACCACCCGUACCGCGACAGCGAGUGGAAAAAUACGUAUUGGUCGCGAAGCAUUUGAUCUGAUACAGAAAAACCUUAUGAAAAAAGGCGACGUAUUUACAGUUUCACAGAUUGCUGGUAUUAAUGCCGCCAAACAAACAGGACAUUUAAUUCCUUUAUGUCAUAAUUUAUUACUUUCUCAUGUUUCAGUUGAUUUAAAAUUAGAACAAGAUAAUUCAGUUGAGAUUAUAGCAAAAGUAGAAUGCGAUGGUAAGACUGGUGCAGAAAUGGAGGCACUAACUGCCGUUAGUAUCGCAGCAUUAACAGUGUUUGAUAUGUGUAAAUCUGUAAGUAAAGGUAUGGUAAUUGAGGAUAUAAAACUUUUAGAAAAAACUGGAGGAAAAAGCGGAAGCUGGAGAUUCAAGGAAACAAAAUAA
Molecule: messenger RNA, 1346 nt
Organism: Dentiscutata heterogama
Lineage: Eukaryota; Fungi; Glomeromycota; Glomeromycetes; Diversisporales; Gigasporaceae
Source: the annotation of a GenBank genome assembly